AUAUGAUAAAGUAAUUUCUGUAAACUAUAUUUACUAUGAACCAUUUUUACUUUGAAAACUCUUUUUUUUUUUUUUUUUAAAAGGAUGGAAUAAAACCUAAUGAUUAUGUUCACGAAAACAGGUGAAAGUAGUUGUUUGUAAAACUCACUUACAACAAGAAGUAAAAGGAUUAAUUAAUAUUUACAUUGACUAAAUAAUUAAAAAUAAGAAAAAAAUAACAACCCACGACCCCAAAGACCGCGGCAAUUUCUCACAAAGAACGACAGUAACGUCCCCCCAUUUUACCCAUUACUCCUCUUUUCUUUCGUUCCACUCUGUCAACUCUAAACCCCCACUUUCUUUCCUAACCCCCCAUUUUUCCUCCUUAUAUAAACUAUAAACCUCCCUCUCUUUUUCCUAACCUCUCUCACUUCUCCUCUAAACAACAAUGGCUCCUUCUUCCCUCCCUUCCUUCCUCUUUUCCUUCCUCCUCCUCUCCACCUACGCCCUCGCCGUUGAGACCGGACAAAUUGGGAUCAACUACGGAAGAAUAGCGAACAACCUUCCAACCCCCGACAAGGUGGUACAACUCCUUAAACAACAAGGAAUAACACGUGUGAAGCUCUACGACAGCGAUGCAAGCGUCUUAAAAGCCUUCUCCGGUUCAAAAAUAGCCGUGACCGUCGCCCUCCCAAACGAAAAGCUAGCCGAAGCAGCCGGUAGCCAGUCAUUCACGGACUCAUGGGUGCAAACCAACAUCCUACCAUACCACCCGAGCUCGAACAUCAUUGCCAUCGCGGUCGGGAACGAAGCCAAUGCCGACUCCAAAGUCACAUCCUACGUCGUUCCCGCCAUGAACAAUGUCUAUGCCACCUUACAAAAAAAUUCUCUUGCAAAUGACAUUAAGAUAUCUUCUCCUAUUUCUUAUUCCGUCCUCCAAAGCUCGUACCCGGCUUCAUCCGGGUCUUUUAAACAGGAACUUAUGGACCCGUUUAUUAAGCCUAUGCUUGAAUUCUUGAAGAAAACUAAGUCUUAUAUGAUGGUUAAUGCUUACCCGUUUUUUGCUUAUUCGGCUAAUUCCGGUGAUAUUUCGUUGGAUUAUGCCUUGUUUAGGCCCAAUUCUGGUAAUGUGGAUUCGGGUAAUGGGCUUAAGUAUAAUAGCCUUUUUGAGGCCCAAUUGGAUGCUGUUUAUGCUGCUAUGGAUGCCCUUAAAUUCAACGACCUCAAAAUUGUCGUCACUGAAACAGGUUGGCCAUCAAAAGGAGAUGAAAACGAAAUUGGAGCAAGCAGCCAAAAUGCAGCAGCAUACAACGGAAACUUAAUCAAAAGAGUCUUAACAGGUGGUGGGACCCCCUUAAGGCCCAAAAUUCCAUUGGACGUUUACUUAUUCGCUUUGUUCAACGAAAACCAAAAGCCCGGCCCAACAAGCGAGAGAAAUUAUGGGCUUUUUUACCCAACUGAGCAAAAAGUCUACGAUGUCCCUCUAACCGCGUCUAAAGCUGCGGCGGCGGCUCCGGCAGUCGGCGCGGUGGCACCAGCGACAGGUGCAGUGGCUCCGGAAGCUGGUGCGGCGGCUCCGGCGACAAAGGCGGUGGCUCCGGUCGGUGGUGCGGUGGCGCCGGCGGCUGCGAAUAAUGCCGGAAAGACGGUAGUCCCUAAAGAGGGCCAGAGUUGGUGUGUGGCUAAUGAGGCUGCCGAGGCCAAGAAGUUGCAAGCUGGGCUUGAUUGGGCCUGUGGUCAGGGGAAAGCGGACUGCCGUCCGAUUCAGCCUGGUGCCACGUGUUACAAUCCGGGUAACCUUAAUGCACAUGCUUCGUAUGCUUUUAACAGUUACUAUCAAAUGAAGACACGUGCGGCUGGUACGUGUGAUUUUGGUGGUGCUGCUCAUGUUGUAACACAAGCUCCUAAAUUUGGAAGUUGCGAGUUUCCUACUGGCUAUUGAUGAGAAUGAAGGAAGGACAUAUAUGGAUUUAUAAAGCAUUAUUAAUAUUAUUGAAUAGAUUUAGUGUUUUAUUAUCAUAUUAUGCACAUUAGUAUAGUACUAUUGUUAUAAUGAGUGAUUUAUUCACUUGUUAGUAAUUUUUUUUAGAUGAUAUAGAUUUUAUAGUAUUCUUUUACUAUUUAUGUAUCUAAUUCUUUCCUACUAGUCCUAGUAUUCAAGAUGGAGAUCAAGGUUAUGGAUUUCUUGGCAUAUAUAUAAAAUUUAUUUUCCCUUCUAUUUUGCCAUA
Molecule: messenger RNA, 2207 nt
Organism: Chenopodium quinoa (quinoa)
Lineage: Eukaryota; Viridiplantae; Streptophyta; Magnoliopsida; Caryophyllales; Amaranthaceae
Product: glucan endo-1,3-beta-glucosidase 14-like
Exons: 4
Coding region: 428-1921 (497 amino acids)
Biological process (GO): carbohydrate metabolic process
Cellular component (GO): plasma membrane
Molecular function (GO): hydrolase activity, hydrolyzing O-glycosyl compounds
Source: RefSeq, a predicted model, not a curated record